GCUUCAAUGACCUCCUCCAUUCCACAAAAUUGCCGGCAUUAGCGAACACCAACCAGUGACAUCGACUUAAAUCAAAGGAUAGACAGGGACUUGAAGUACUUCGACCGUUGUUUGGCACGGGUAAGCUCGAAUACGACGAAGUGCAUGACGUUACGGGAAUCUUGGAUGCAAGUCUGCCUCCACCUUUAAACGCUCCGAACUCGCACAACGGCUCGGGUACCUGUUCCUGGAAAUCUCGAUCCAUAGUUAUCUUCAUUGGGUAACAAAUCAAAAAGGUUUAUCAUUGCGCAGUCCAGGAGUAUUGGUAGCGGAGAACGGGCGCCUGAACAUAAAGAAAAUUUUCAACUUGCACCGCUGUAGAGCAACAAGAAACACUAUUUGAGUGUGAUUGCGUGCUUCUGAAUGGAAUCUACACGAUCUCUGCAAUGACUCUACUUCGCGACGACGAGGACAAUUCCGUCCAAGAACCCAAUGAGGACACUCCCCUGCUGAAGGCGCCCGAUGAGGAGAAUUGGACGCCGCCGCGGGGUUUCGUGUGGAUUGAGUUCGCAAUCUUUGCGAAUGUCUUCCUAUAUGGGUUCGAUGGAACGAUUACAGCAGCUACCUAUGCUAUUAUCAGUUCCGAUUUCGAUGCAGCCAAUACGGCCUCUUGGUUGACAACCUCUUAUCUUGUUACGAGCACCGCCUUCCAACCUUUGUAUGGCCGAUUCUCAGAUAUCUUUGGUCGGCGCAUCUGUUUUUUCGUAUCUACUGUCACCUUCGCUGCAGGAUGUCUCGGCUGUGGCCUUGCUACCAACAUUGUCCUGCUCAAUUGCAUGCGUGCUUUGACGGGCUUUGGAGGUGGAGGUCUGAUGACAAUGGCAACUAUCGUUAACUCGGACAUGAUUCCUUUCAAACGGCGAGGAAUGUACCAAGCGCUGCAAAAUGCGAUGUUCGGUUUUGGCGCAAUUUGCGGUGCCUCCUUUGGUGGCUCUGUGGCCGAUAGCAUUGGAUGGCGAUGGUGCUUCCUUCUGCAAGUACCUAUUUCUGCAAUCGCCCUUUUCUUGGGUUAUCUGGUUAUUAAGAAUCCCCUCGAACUCCAUCCUACCUGGCAGGACAUUCGUGCCAAGGUUGAUUUUGCUGGAGCACUCCUCCUAGUCACUGCUAUAUCUAUCCAGCUCGUCGGCUUAAGCUUAGGUGGCAACGAGCUUCCGUGGAGCAAUGGUUGGGUUAUUGGGUCUCUGGUCGGCAGCCUCGUGCUUCUCGCUCUCUUCAUCUAUGUCGAGGCAACAACAACAGCUAUCCCAGUGAUACCGUUACGUCAACUAGUUGGACGAAACCCAGUUGCGGUGCAAAUAUCUAAUGUCUGUGCUGGCACAGCAGCUUACGCGUAUCUGUUCAUGUUGCCUCUAUUCUUCCAAGUCGUCCUCCUCGAUUCUGCAACAAAAGCGGGCGCACGAUUGGCGAUCCCCUCACUUGCGACACCAAUCGGUGGUCUCAUCUCCGGCGUUGUCAUGUCACGCUGGGGAAGACUGAUCCCACUGGUUCGAAUCGGAGCUACAUUGAUGACUUUUGGAAACGCUUUGGUCACUUCUCUCUCUUUUCAUGACAAGACAUGGAAAUAUCUGGUUUUCAUCUUUCCAGCGAACCUUGGACAAGGAAUCAUCUAUCCAGCCAUCCUUUUCACCACACUUGCUUCAUUUGACCAUGCAGACCAUGCGGUCUCUGCGUCUACAGUGUAUCUUAUCAGAUCACUUGGGAGUGUAUGGGGGGUAGCAGUUACCGCUACAAUCGUGCAAAACACUUUGAGCUGGAGACUUCCCGGCGCACUGGCUGAUGUACCAAAUAAGGAUAAGAUCAUUGAUGAUAUCCGUCAUUCCGUAACUGCUUUGCAUCAUCUUUCUCCAGAGAUUCAACUCAAGGCUCGCUUGGUGUAUUAUGACGGUAUCCGGUAUUCAUUCGCAGCGUCAACAGUCAUUGCUGCAAUUGCUAUUAUUGCGAGCUUGUUUGCAUAUAAUGCGGGUUUACGGAACACACACUGAGUUUGAUUUUACUUAGAUAGAGGCACAUUUGGAUAGAUUACGAUUACAACCCUAUGGAAAUGGCUUUAUGGGCAGAGCUAUUGACACAGUCCCGGGUACCACAGAAAGACCCAUGCAUGAAACUAGAUAAAUUGAAGGGAAUUCACUACGCGUAGUAAAAUGUCUUUCUCCGCGGCCUUAUUCAAGUAUUCAGUCUAGCAGAGCGAAUUAGAAAUGCAC
This is a messenger RNA of Aaosphaeria arxii CBS 175.79, 2240 nucleotides long. RefSeq names its product MFS general substrate transporter. The transcript is spliced from 5 exons. The record is from RefSeq and is a predicted model, not a curated record. Gene Ontology annotation, cellular component: fungal-type vacuole membrane. Lineage: Eukaryota; Fungi; Ascomycota; Dothideomycetes; Pleosporales. The coding region runs from base 426 to 2021 and encodes 531 amino acids. Gene Ontology annotation, biological process: basic amino acid transport; transmembrane transport. Gene Ontology annotation, molecular function: basic amino acid transmembrane transporter activity.